AUUGCUCUGUUUUUUCUGGAUGAUUCUGUAUGCAGAGGUUUUGGUCCUUGGGGUCCAAAGAUUGUACACAAGUAUACGGCUACUAGGUUUGAUCCUAGAGAUUCAGCUGAGUUUGUACUGGCAGAGAAGCAGAAUAAACUUCUGACAGAUUAUGCAUACCAUAUUUCCGCUGCCAAAGCAAGUGGAGAGCUGUGCUUAAAACAUAUAUUCUCUUUUGGAGCAUUACCUAGGGUGCCUCUUCUAAAAAGGCUUGGUUACACUGCUUGUGCAUCUGAAUGGAAAGUGCCAACAACAUUUAUAUACUGGACUGAAGAUUGGAUGAACUAUCAAGGAGCCCAAGACACUACUAAGGGUGGACAUUUCGUGUUCCUUGAAACCACAGAGGGAUUCCAUUCGGCCGUGUGAUAUGUGCAUGUAGGAGAUUUCUCUCACCUAACCCUGAUACUCAACCCUUGCCUUAAGGCUUGGAAUCAGCUUAGAAGAAAGUAUUGUAAUUUCUUCACCCACACUUUUUUGUAUAAUACAUAAUCACGAGAUCCCUUUGUUCUGUAACAUUCUUUUUGGUCAAUAAAACAUUCUUUUCUUCCAA
Messenger RNA from Gossypium arboreum, 589 nucleotides. RefSeq names its product probable 1-acylglycerol-3-phosphate O-acyltransferase. The annotation marks the transcript as partial. NCBI's taxonomy places the organism in Eukaryota, Viridiplantae, Streptophyta, Magnoliopsida, Malvales, Malvaceae. The record is from RefSeq and is a predicted model, not a curated record. The transcript has 4 exons.